This is a messenger RNA of Frankliniella occidentalis (western flower thrips), 3120 nucleotides long. RefSeq lists its product as uncharacterized. The transcript has 7 exons. Gene Ontology annotation, molecular function: lamin binding; actin filament binding. The record is from RefSeq and is a predicted model, not a curated record. Bases 235 to 2715 code for a protein of 826 amino acids. Lineage: Eukaryota; Metazoa; Arthropoda; Insecta; Thysanoptera; Thripidae. Gene Ontology annotation, cellular component: nuclear membrane. Gene Ontology annotation, biological process: nuclear migration along microtubule.
UAGUGUGAAUAGUCCCCAACCUCGACUUCGGUGUCGGUGUGGAGGGUGCCGUCCCGUUGAUCCUAACCUAACUUUAGUCCCAUGGGGUGGCGGGCUUCUUUCUGUGUUCCUCAAAAUAUCCAAUAUUUAAUGUAGUGUGUUUCGUACAGUCUAAGGUUAUCUUUUUACAAGAUUUCCUUUCUAUUUUUCUGUGAGUCAUUAAGGUUGUCAAGAUCUCCAAUUAUCGGUUGAAUUAUGCCUUACACAUUUAUUAUUGGUCUUGGAGCACUGCUGCCGGUGUUGUAUGCUUUUUUUCGAUACUGGAGGAGAUCACAUUUGAAGGUUAACUGCUGGUUUUGUGGAUUGAAUAAUGUCAUCCUCCAGAAAUGUCGAGAUGGAUGGAUGUGCAAGCACUGUGAACAAUACAACGGUUUCAAAUCGGACGGUGAUUACAACAGAGACAUACCUGCACAAUGGGAAUCGUCACACCAUGGAGGAGUUACGUUUUGCACAAGUCCAAAGCCCUACUCUAAACCAUCCAAUGGCUUGUGCGAGGACUGCAACAAAAAUCAAGAAAUGAAGGUUGCUCAACUGGCAUCAUUUCAACCAAUCAACCCUAAUAAUUUUGACCAAGAAAUAGAAAAUUUCAGCUACCAUCUAGAGCGAGCAUACCAGCUUUGUCCAACAUGCGAAUCAGUGCUGGAGGACACAUUGUCUCUCAAAAAAACACACAUUCUUGAUAUGAAUUUACAGUUGACAGGGAAGCUGAAUCAGAAUCGAAGUUUUAAAGAACCUCGGCAAUUAUUCAAGAAAUCUAUCGCUCAGACAUCAACGUUCAUGAACAUCACAAUUGCUAUAGCUAUUGCAGCAUUUACUAUUUCAACAUUUUCAUCUGACCAUAUCUUUUUUAAACCUAUGAAUUUUGAUAGAUAUGUGGUCCAUGCUCAUUCCAAAUCUUAUCCUUUACCUUCAAUAUCAAUUUUCAUACAAUCUUCUCCUAUCUGUUUGAAAGAGGAAGUGAACACUCUUCCCCCCUCUCAUACUUUUUCAAAGAUUCUGAUCAAGAAUUUUGAGCCAUACUUAAACUUAGUUGGCAUUCAUGUUGUACCAUUGUGUAUUGCUGGACUGACUUUGAAAGGACUAUCAAGUUGGCACUCUGGUUUAAGACCAUCUGCCUUCCUUUGGCUAGCAUUUGCAGGAACUGUUUUCUUUCAUGAACUGAAAAGUGAGCCUGAUUAUUUACAAUUAUCUCAGAGCCUCCAGGUCAUCUUUUCUCUGCUGAUUGUGGCUUUCUCAUGGCAAGAGAUGAAUUCGCUGAAAGUGAAAUUAUCUCCACAAAAAAAACACAAAAUCAACUCAUCCAAGCCUUAUAGGAAACCGGAAAUCAUCCGCCCAGUAGCCCAACCACCCUUAAAUGCAACUCAACUUUACGCCCAACCACCAUCACAAAGGCUAUUACAACCAAUUCUUAGACAAGAAACUACACCACUCGAAAGUCCAAGUUAUUUGUCACUUCCUUCAAGAUCUGCAAGUGUAAUAUCUUCUAGCAGAACACUCACAUCGGCUGAGAGUUUAAAUUUGUCUCGAACUGAGGACCUUCACAAUGUUCUCUCUCAAGAGGACAAUAGAAGUGAUGCAUCUGUGGACUCUGCAUUCUCCAACCCCGACUCUAUUACAUUGGAUGGUGCUGAUUCAUGUUAUGGUUCGCAGCCAUCUAUAUCAAGCAAGAAAAAAACAUCCCAAGAUGGAGAUGUUCAAAGCCUCAUUGAGACUCUAUCAAUAGGUUCUGCAAAAGGUAGACAAAAUCAUAGGGCAUCUUCUGAAAUUAAGGCAAAAAUGUAUGUUCCUGAGAAAAAGAGAAGUUCAUUGUUGUGUCCUCCUAAACUGACUAACAUUAUGAAUGAAUCCAGAAGGUCUGGAAUAUGGAAGAAUACUGGCAAUAACUCUACAUUAAAUUCUUCAUUUGUUUCUGCUGAGAAAGACAUUAUGAAUGAAUCCAGGAGGUCUGGUAUAUGGAAGAAUACUGGUAAUAAUUCUUCAUUAAAUUCUUCAUUUGUUUCUGCUGAGAAAGCAGACCCUGUCAAUGAAAGUUUCACCCGAUCAGUCUCACCAAGUGGGUCUGUUCAUAGCCAAGCUACUAUCCGGUCUGGUAUAGAAUCUGUGCGGAGUUUCUCUCCUCCAUCAUCUUUUCAACCUGUAGCUCCUCAAUGGAAUUUUUCAUCACCUCAGAACAUGUUAUCAGUAUGUGUACCUCAUAAUCCCUUGGUGGCAAAUUCUGGAUUUGGAAACAUGGCAUCUCCUGUUGCUUCUUCUCCCAUAUCACAAGUGAUUUACACACCUUAUGGGAUGUACCAUCAAAUGGUCAACCAGUUUGGCAGCCCAGGUAUGUUCAUGAUACCUCCCCAGUCCCCAGUUUUUACCAACAGAUCUCCGAAUUCAAGUUAUGGUUCUCAAUUUUCACCUCGGUCAUUUAGCACCAGUUCUCGUUUCUGUGACUCUGACCAUGACGCUGAUUUUUCUCCAAAGUCAACCAAAGGCAAACUGAAAACUAAGUCUGCUUUGUCGACUUCCUUCUUGGAGUCAGUGUGGCAAAGUAGAUAUGCAAUUAUUUACACAACUUUGUGCUAUUUGCUACUGGGCUCUGUGGUUUGUGUCUUUUCUUACAGUGGUCUAGCUACAACUACUAUCUCAAAGGUUUUAAACUGGAAAGAAAGUUUGAUGUCCUCAAUCAGUUAAAUAGUUAACAUUGUUAUGCACUCAGUUGGCUGUGCCAUAAUCACAUUUAAGAUUUUUCUUUUUUUAAUAACACUACUAGUUUUUUUUUUGAGGGCCGAUUUUGUAUGGAUUCAGUUUCUCAUUUUGUACUUAAGGUUUUGAUCAUCAUUUAUAAGUGAAUGCACUUAUGUACUUGUCUUUUCACUGCCAUUAACUGACUGACAUUUGUGCUCACAGUUUUGUGAUAUUUGUGAUAAUAUUGGAUAUUUUGUUAUAACUUAUUAAUUAAACCUGAAGUCAGCUGUAUAAUAAAGGUAUAGAAUUAAGUUGUGUGACCUCAACUAGAUAAAGUUGUAAUUGUAAGAAUAUUUUUGGUUGGUAAUUGUGGUAAAAAUGAUCGAAUAAAUAAAUGCACAUCUGCAUUAA